Rhodofomes roseus is the source of this 1605-nucleotide messenger RNA. RefSeq lists its product as uncharacterized. NCBI's taxonomy places the organism in Eukaryota, Fungi, Basidiomycota, Agaricomycetes, Polyporales, Fomitopsidaceae. The coding region runs from base 1 to 1605 and encodes 534 amino acids. The record is from RefSeq and is a predicted model, not a curated record. The transcript has 5 exons.
AUGCUUUGGACCAGAUUCGCCGAAGUGCUGCUUGGGGCCGUUCUCAGCACCUGUGCCAGUGUCCUUGCUUCGCAGGUGCCAUUCACGUCUGUCGAUGACGCUACUCUAUCAUGGUCAUCGCGUCCAUGGAACGAACGGGCAAGCGGAGACACAUCCGGCAACCUCGUUUUCCAGUCCCUUGCGUCUCUCCUGCAGAUGAUGCCGAACUCCAAGUAUCCCAUCGGGCAUUCCAUCGCACGAGCGACCAUCCCGCAGGGCACUCUGCUUCACCACGGGAGACAUGUGGGUGGCUGUCCAUCCAUGGACUGGAUCGCGUUCGACCCCGAGCACGCCAUGUUGUUCGCCUUCGGUAUGAACGGCACCUUGCAGACGUACAUUACCACGCGCGACCUGCAGCUCGUGUACUUUGACGGCAGCAGCGGAAAUGCGAGGGGCGGUACGGUCGAUACGCAGGAUAUUCUCUUCUGGGGGGAGCCCGGAAAGAGGGAGAAACACGAGUUGGAUAGACUGGUUGAUGGAUGUACCUGGGCAAAGCAGUACGGGAUGGACGGAAUCCUCAGGAUGGAAUUUGAUUUUGAGAUCAUGUACUGCGAUUUCUCGCAGGGCCUGGAACUCGUCUCUACCAUGUCCAGCAUCAACCCCUGGGCGGAUGACGAUCCUUCUGGGCUGCCAUCACAAGGACCGACACUCCCCGGUGGCCAUUGUACUCCAGGCGCAACAUUCCACGGGCUCACGAAGGAGAGUCUCGACGCAGAAAACUUGCAAAUCAGCAGUCAGACACUCGGCAUACCCCCCUUCUCGUACCCCAAGGGAUGGAAGGGCAUCCUUCCUUCUGUCGACGUACAGGCAUUCUUCGCGGGGACGUGGCACAACCGCUUUCCAGGCGAGACCCGCGUGCGCGUUGACCCCUCGAGUUUGAUCUCCCUCUUUGAUCCCGCGCUGACUUCGCUCGCCGAAGCGCGUCGCUCGAUGACACGAGACCAGUACAGACCAGCAAACAUCUCCAAGGCGGACAUGGCCCGUUGGCGCGCUGACAUCGCGGACGUCAUGGCGCGGGACCUGACGGUGAAGAGCGCAAUAGAUUGGCAGAGCCUCGCGCGAGUCAUUCAGGAGCGCUUUGGGGACCGGGAACGCGGACUGGCAAGGGUGCGCAAGCAGCUUAUCGUCUCGCUCAUACCGUACAUGCCUCGCGCAAACAUCGGGAAGCCGGAGUGGUUCGCCGCGAUCGCGCGUAACUGCGCGGUGCGCUUUACCGACCACUUGCCUCGAACAGGGUUCACGAAGCAGGAGCACCUUCUUUAUCAUGCCGUGGAGGAAGUGCUGCACGAGAUCUGCCGAGUAUAUACGGAAGCAUGGGUGGAUGCCUUCGACGCCGAGAAGCCCGCAGCCCUCGUUCAGGAACUCUUAGCCAAGUGGAGAGACGAGUUCGAUUUACUUAUGGAGUGGCUUGACUGGCCGGUGUGGAUCAAGUGUGAUCCUGCGUGCGGAGUGGAAGAGAGUUGCUGGGUGCCGCAAGGCCAGCCAUGGACGCCGGAUGGUGAUCAUGAGCCACGCUGCAUUCGGAUGGAUUUCGAAGGAUUCGUACCCCCGACAGGCCUUGAGUAG